AUGUGUGGGGGUGAUAUGGUUGCAACUGUGGCCGUGUUUGGGAGGAAACUGUUUGCAACGGUGCUUGCUACGAUUGGAAGCAUAUUCGCGAAGACAGCCCAAGCAUUAGUUGGCGUCAAGACAGGACUCCCAAGCUGGAACAGUGCAGAUGUCGCCACAUUGUGUACUUCGGGCGAGCAGAAGAAUCAAGCACUGAGUACCUCCCCAGCGUUCUGGAUGCUCAUAAAAGUGCCCUGGCUUUCCGCCGUGCCUUGUACCACUUUCGCCCAAAUGAAGCGUGCGAGCUCUCUGCUUGCGAUCAGAAGUGAAACCAGUGCGAGAAUAACGAGACGUACUGAUGAAGUGGAUCCUGGGCAUGAUAUUCACCGUGAUGAUCGAACCAAAAUACGAGUAGAUUUUGUAGGUGUCCUUGCUGGAGACCAUAUAUGUGACGUACCUCCGAAUUUCUGGACCACUAGCAAGAAGCAGGCAAGAGCUGUGUCUGCACGGCGAUUGUUUGGGACAGCAAAGUGUCCAAGCACCAUCCGGGAAUAUUUAUCAACAACCCCCCAUACACCGAUUCCCAUUGAAUUGACCAGCUUGUCAUGUCCAUCAAUUGACCAUUCCUCGUUGGAGCGACAGCUGAGCAAGCACACUGGAUCUGUACGCAAGCCAUUGCAUACAGAACAAGAGGCUGCUACUGCACUGGUCCUUCUGGUUGAAGAGGACCCACACGGAAGUCUCGGAGCAAGAACAAUCAAGGAGAGGCUAUCAUCACAGGGCUAUCCUGUCCCUAGAACAAUGGACCCCGAAGCUGUACAGAAUAGGCGUCCAGGUGCCG
Acaulospora colombiana is the source of this 820-nucleotide messenger RNA. The record is from the annotation of a GenBank genome assembly. Lineage: Eukaryota; Fungi; Glomeromycota; Glomeromycetes; Diversisporales; Acaulosporaceae.